AUGUCGUCCUCUGACUUUCCACAGUUUCCAGACCUCGCAGCGGAGCUGAGGGCCAUAAUUUGGACUGAGGCAGAGCUACUCGAAAACCUCCCACCGCCGUAUGAUCCGAAUGAUCCCGGUUUUGCAAAGUACAUGGAUUACGAGCCCUUGGUAGACUGUCCUCCCAUUAUCGCCACCUGCUGUGAGGCGCGCCAGGCGACCAUCAGAUAUUUCCAUGAAGCCUCGGGGAGGAGCAGCCGACGCUACAGAUAUUUACCCGCCCGACUGCUCCGCCUUGGCGAGUUAGAGGAGCACCAAGUAAGGGAGCCUUUCGGACCUAUUUUACUAUCACAGCCGCUUCCAGCUGAGAAUGGAGAUGUUGAGGAAAGGUGGACGCCCGAGAAAAGGAGAACAACUUGGGAAAUAUCGAAUGGACGAUUUGCCAGCCCGGCACAUCUUGUCAACGUCAUCUCCAACUUCAUCAGCGGAGGCACAGAGGUUGAACCCCUGGUGCUUGACUUCAUCUUGGGAGACGCAGAUCCCUACCCGGAUCGAGACACUCUUGAGGACGUCAAGUUCCAUUAUAUAGGGGAGAUGUAUCAAUCCGUCAUCGAUGAUACGAUUCUAGACAUAGCACAGCCCCCUCCGGGUGCAUACCCGGUCAUGUUCAUUUCUAAAUAUCGAAAAAUUCGUGCGGCGGCGGAAUCUUCAAUAUUUAGGGACACAGAGCUCAAGCUCCACCUGCUAAGAAUCAUGGAUUUGUUCGAUGCAUCGCGGGGUCGACUACCAAGAAUGAAGCACGUCAAGGUAAAUUGUACAGCUCUGUACUUCGAUGUGGAAGACAUCGAGUGGGUUCCCGGGCUCGACUGGGUCAUGUUCGAGUGUAAACUGGAGGGAGACCAUGUGUUUGGAUGGUUUACAAGGUAUGAUGGGCACUGAAAGGAGAAAGAAAUGUGUGCGGCAAUGGCAAUGUAGAAUUCAUGGAGGUAGCGUCGUUUUGGAAGAAAAGCCAUGCGCAUGUAUUCUAGCUUGAAAAUAUUAUAUGGGU
Molecule: messenger RNA, 1027 nt
Organism: Pyricularia grisea
Lineage: Eukaryota; Fungi; Ascomycota; Sordariomycetes; Magnaporthales; Pyriculariaceae
Exons: 4
Coding region: 1-918 (305 amino acids)
Source: RefSeq, a predicted model, not a curated record